AUGUCGCUUUCAAAUAAAACCGUGAAAGAAUUACGACAACUACUCAAGGAGAAAUACACGGUAAAAGAUGAAUCAACUGAAUCCAUAGCGUUAUCCGGUAUGCGAUUUAAACCAUCACAAGAACAAGAAUAUCGAGCUUUGAGCCAAUCAUCAUUGCUAAAAACUAAAUUAAAACAACAUAGUAAUCAGAAUUCACUGACUUACAAUAGAGUACUUAUAUCAAAAUUAUCAUGUGAAAAAAUUUCUCACUACGCAAUUCGUGGGGGAAAUAUAGAAAUCAUGGGUAUAAUGAUGGGUUUCACAUUAAAAGACAAUAUUAUUGUAAUGGACUGUUUCGAUCUUCCUGUAGUAGGAACAGAAACUCGCGUAAAUGCUCAGCUGGAAUCAUAUGAGUAUAUGGUUCAAUAUAUUGAUGAAAUGUAUAAUCAUAACGACAAUGAUCACGGACGAGACUAUAAGGGCGUUAAAUUGAAUGUUGUGGGCUGGUUCCAUUCGCAUCCUGGUUACGACUGUUGGUUAAGUAAUAUAGAUAUCCAAACCCAAGAUUUGAACCAAAGAUUUCAAGACCCAUAUGUUGCAAUUGUGGUCGAUCCAUUAAAGAGCUUAGAAAAUAGAACCUUAAGAAUGGGUGCUUUUCGGACAAUAGGAAAUAAGGAGAAUGAUAACAGUCCACCUUCUUAUUAUGAACUGGAAACCAUUAUAUUUAAUUCGGAUCUGAAUCGCGCAUUAUUUGAAACAAAGUUGAAAUUAUAUUGCGUGGUAGAAGAUGAUGACUCGGAACAAAUGUCAUUAAACAGGUUGAUCGAUUCCAUGAAGCAGUAUAGCUACUUGAUAGAUUCCAGAAAUGUUAAAUUAAGAAUGAGGAUAGCUAGUGUUAGCAACGAAAACAAGGCAGAUGCUGAAGAUCAAAGUCGUUCAACAAAAUCGCACUUCUGCUUCAACACGCAGAAAGGAGAUAGUACCGAAACAAGCUCGUUUGUUAGUAUGUUUUCAGGUGAUAAUGCUAGUGAUGUAGAUAUGGAAGAUAGAAAUCUUACUGAAUUCGAUAGCACAGACACAAGUUUGUACGCCAGUAUUGAACCGAGCCUUCAUGGAAAUCACACGGAAAGGAACAGUAGAUCUACCGAAAAUAUUUCCAGGAACCGUUUCAAUAAUAAUCAAGAGAGACGUAGCGAUGAAUGUAAUGAUCUAUUGCAAAGAAAUGUGCUGGAGACAGAUUAUGCAAGAGCAAAGAAUCGAAUACUUGCUUCUAAAAUAAAGCAGUACGAACGACUAAGAUUCUAUAAGGAUACUUUUACACUGUGA
This is a messenger RNA of Saccharomyces mikatae IFO 1815, 1305 nucleotides long. It is a transcript of the gene RRI1, whose product is annotated as COP9 signalosome catalytic subunit RRI1. Gene Ontology annotation, cellular component: COP9 signalosome; cytoplasm. Gene Ontology annotation, molecular function: deNEDDylase activity; metallopeptidase activity; protein binding. Lineage: Eukaryota; Fungi; Ascomycota; Saccharomycetes; Saccharomycetales; Saccharomycetaceae. The record is from RefSeq and is a predicted model, not a curated record. Gene Ontology annotation, biological process: protein deneddylation. Bases 1 to 1305 code for a protein of 434 amino acids. The transcript has a single exon.